GAGUUUCCGAGCGGUGGGUCCCAACGAGAAACUCAUUUAUUUAAAUCAUUUUCUGAGUUCUUCCCACCCGACUGGGAGGACAUGGUAGGAUCCACUUCCUCUCCCUGCGCCCCGCAGGAAGUCUCGCGAUGGAGGGAGGAGGUACACUUCCAGAAGCACUGAAAGAAGAAAGGCAGUUGGGACACAUUCUGCCCACAAGUUCAGAAGCCAGCAGUGUGAAGAGAAGCCCGUGGGGGUUCCUCCUUACUGGGAUUGUAGGUGGAGCACUGGUGGCUGUGUAUGCUGUGGCUACACCGUUUAUCACACCAGCCCUGCGGAAAAUUUGUUUACCUUUUGUGCCUGCAACUUCAAAGCAGAUUGAAAAUGUCGUGAAGAUGUUGAGAUGCAGAAGAGGACCCCUGGUAGACAUUGGUAGUGGUGAUGGACGCAUUGUGAUAGCAGCUGCGAAGGAAGGAUUUUCAGCUGUUGGUUAUGAACUGAAUCCAUGGCUGGUUUGGUACUCCAGAUACCGUGCUUGGCAAGAAGGUGUGCACGGCUCUGCCAGAUUUUAUAUUUCAGAUUUAUGGAAGGUCACCUUUUCGCAGUACUCAAAUGUUGUUAUUUUCGGUGUGCCUCAGAUGAUGCCGCAGUUGGAGAAGAAACUUGAACUUGAACUUGAGGAUGACGCAAGAGUCAUUGCUUGCCGAUUCCCUUUCCCACACUGGAUCCCAGACCAUGUUACCGGAGAGGGGAUAGACACUGUGUGGGUUUAUGAUGUGAGCACUUUUAGAGGAAGAGAAAAGAGGCCCUGAAAACACAAUGUGUUUGAGAAUCGAUGAGAAUCGAUGCCUCUCUAGUUGUUCAAGUAGGAGACUUCCGAGAGUGCUUUUUUAAAGCGUCGGUUGUCUUUGAUUCUAGAGAGACCUACAGCAGUAUCUUUAGCAACAGAGCAUAUUGUUCUUUGGUAUGGAAUGAGAAAUUCGUAUUAUUUUCCUUAGCUUUUACAUAAAACAAAUAGAAGUUAAGAAAAACAGGUAGACUUAAAAUCCACUUUUAAUGGAAUAUUCUAAAAAAUGUACUUACUGCCUUUUUGUGUACUUGGAUGCAUGAAAAUAUUAAUAAGCAAUGGUCAUGUUUGUUGGUAGGAAAAAUGUUAACAGCUUUUUACAUUAUAAACUAUAUGGUUUACUGCUUUAGAUCAGGAGAAACAAUUCUUAAAGAGUAUUAACAAAUGUUUGCAAGUUUCCUGUAGCUUAAUUCAUUCUUAAGAUUUUUCUCUUUUUUGUACUUUAUGGCAAAAUUAAUUUUAUAACAUUUUUUAGGAAUAAUUUGGCUAUUGGAUUAUUAGGCUAGUAGAUUGCUACAUUUCAUUGAAUCUAUAAUGUGUACAUGUGUGUGUGAAUGGGUGUGUAUAUAUGUAUGUACACAUUUUAACAUUUCUGGAAUUGACAUAUUUUCCAAUUGAAAGUGUUCCAUAGCUUUAAUUGGCAGUAUUGCACAUUUGAUGCAGUUAUACAUUAACUUCAACUGAUUGCAUUUUAGAUUUGAUCAACUAUGACAUUCAGAGAGGAUUCAUGAUGCACUGUAGUAACUGGUAAUGACUUAGUAAUAAAAUAACUAAUUGUGAGUACUGGUGUGGCCUGACCUGGGUGCAGAGCUCUGCUUUGUCAAUAGGCCAGGGACAGUGACUUGCUGCCUCUGAGUCUUCACUUACUGGGUUCCUGUGGCAUUGGGAUAACAACACACUGAACAGGGACUGGGGACCGAUUUGUAAAGCUCACAGCACAUAGUUUUGGUUUGCAAAUGGUAUUUAUUAUCUUAGGCACUAAGGAAAAGCUUAUUCAUGGAAGUUGCAGAUAGUUUCUGCUAGUUGCUUCUUUAUUUUAUGAGAGCAGCCAUUUAUUUAAUAAUUCUCAUUUAUGAGAAAAGACUUGACUGAUUUAGAUAAAAGACAAGUUAAAGAAAACCUUUGAAUCUGAGUAGACAACCUUCAUAUAUCUGAAAAAUGAAUAUUGAAUGGUGGCUUGAAUAAUCUGUGCUUAUCACAGAAAAGAAUUGAACUCCCAGUCACACAUCAUAACAAAAAUGCUAAACUACCUUAAUGGAGAUUUGAUAAAAAAGAUGGUUGCAUCUUUAACUCAACUGAUAAAAAUAGAAGCAUUUGAUAAUUUUCAUUUAAAUGAGAGCUGUCUGGGGACACAUUCAUGUAGUCAUUCGUUCAUUCCACAUGUUUGAACUGAGCAUCUACUGUGAUAAUCCUGCAAUUCCAUGGAGAUUAGAUGGGCUGGACCUGGGCCUCAUGGACUUCCUCUUCUGUAAGCGGGGAACAGACAAGUAAGCAAGCAAGCAAAUGUAGUGUGUGUAAAAUUCUCUGAAAUAAAGAAGCUGUGAAGGUA
Molecule: messenger RNA, 2375 nt
Organism: Marmota monax (woodchuck)
Lineage: Eukaryota; Metazoa; Chordata; Mammalia; Rodentia; Sciuridae
Gene: Atpsckmt
Product: ATP synthase c subunit lysine N-methyltransferase
Exons: 5
Coding region: 129-791 (220 amino acids)
Biological process (GO): regulation of mitochondrial ATP synthesis coupled proton transport; peptidyl-lysine trimethylation; positive regulation of proton-transporting ATP synthase activity, rotational mechanism
Cellular component (GO): mitochondrion
Molecular function (GO): protein-lysine N-methyltransferase activity
Source: RefSeq, a predicted model, not a curated record